CUUCGAUAGUUGGCGAGGGUCUAAAAAGGCCACCAAGAAAAGAACCUCAAGCCAUUCCGUAGACUCAUUUUUCAUGCUUUGCUGCAAUCUUCUCGUCUCUCUUUUCCAACACCAAAACCAACCCACAUAUAUCAUCCAUGUCCUCUUUCACUGUUAAGCUUUAAAUUAGCUCAAAGUGAUCUUUUUUCUCUAGCUCUUACUUCCCAUUUUUAAGCAGGAAAAAAAAAAGAUUUGUUGAUACAAAGAUCUGAGCUUUGUCUUUGUUUGAUUUGAGUUUGGCUUUUGCAAUUGCUGUAGUGAGUUACUGAAGCGUUUGUUUUCAUGGGACUUUGCUGUAGCAAUCGAAUCAAGGCUUAUACUCCUUCUAAUACAGGACUGAAUUCAAAAAAUACCAGCAGGGAUGCUAAAAAUUUGAGUGGCUUGAGUAGAAAGUUCUCAUCAGCUUCUAAUUCUAUACCCCAAACUCCUCGAAGUGAAGGUGAGAUCUUGCAGGCAGUAAAUUUAGAGAACAUCAGCUUCAGUGAGUUGAAGACUGCCACUAGAAACUUUCGAACAGAUAGCGUACUAGGAGAAGGAGGCUUUGGAUCAGUUUUCAAAGGGUGGAUUGAUGAGCAUUCACUUACUGCUGCAAAACCUGGUUCUGGCAUGGUGAUUGCUGUGAAGAGGCUUAACCAAGAAGGGUUCCAGGGUCACAGGGAAUGGCUGGCGGAGAUCAACUAUCUUGGGCAAUUGCAACAUCCUAAUCUUGUUAAGUUGAUUGGUUAUUGCUUUGAGGAUGAUCAUCGACUUUUGGUUUAUGAGUUCAUGCCCCGUGGCAGUGUGGAGAAUCAUCUAUUUAGGAGAGGAUCUCACUUCCAGCCACUUUCUUGGAAGAUUCGCAUGAAAGUGGCUCUUGGUGCUGCAAGAGGGCUUGCAUUUCUUCAUAGUGCUGAAACAAAAGUCAUAUAUCGAGAUUUCAAGACUUCUAAUAUACUUCUUGAUUCAAACCACAAUGCAAAGCUUUCUGAUUUUGGUUUAGCCAGGGAUGGACCAACUGGGGAUAAGAGUCAUGUCUCUACUAGAGUCAUGGGAACUCAUGGAUAUGCUGCACCAGAGUAUUUAGCCACAGGCCAUUUGACUACAAAGAGCGAUGUAUACAGCUUUGGAGUUGUACUUCUAGAAAUGUUAUCUGGCCGACGAGCUAUAGACAAGAAUCGGCCAACAGGGCAGCAUAAUCUGGUGGAGUGGGCAAAACCUUACUUGACAAACAAACGCAAAAUUCUCCAUGUGUUGGAUACGCGUCUGGAUGGCCAAUACUCCCUCAGUCGAGCCCAAAAGUUGGCUAACCUUGCACUUAAAUGCUUAGAUGUAGAACCAAAGUUCAGACCAAACAUGGAUGAGGUGGUAAAGGAAUUAGAGCAGCUUCAAGAAUCAAAUAAAAAAGAGAACAAUGUAACUCCUGGGGACAACAAUGGUGGACGGAUUGCACAUCCACGACCUUCUGCAUCACCGCUUCAUGCAUAGGCGUGAGUAAGAUUUUUUGUUGUUAAUAUAAAGGAAUCCUUAGAUGGGAAACAUUUUGAGUUCAGGCAUGUGCUAGAAGCAUGUGCCUAUUUGAGCAGUGUACAGUUUCUGGUUAUGUACUUUGCGUGCGUGUUAGUAUUUAUGCCUCCAUUUUUGGAUUUUUCCUGUUCGCCAUCAGAAUGAUGGAGCACAGAUAGUUAUCUGGAUUACUGCAAUAUUUUGUACUUGAAAACAGCUACAGAAGAGCAAAGUUUUUAUGUGAGUAUAAUUAAGUUUAUUUUGAGCA
Hevea brasiliensis (rubber tree) is the source of this 1789-nucleotide messenger RNA. Its product is annotated as probable serine/threonine-protein kinase PBL9. The transcript has 6 exons. The record is from RefSeq and is a predicted model, not a curated record. Gene Ontology annotation, molecular function: ATP binding; protein kinase activity. NCBI's taxonomy places the organism in Eukaryota, Viridiplantae, Streptophyta, Magnoliopsida, Malpighiales, Euphorbiaceae. The coding region runs from base 322 to 1503 and encodes 393 amino acids. Gene Ontology annotation, biological process: protein phosphorylation.